AUGUCCCAAACCGUCAUCCGCAUCAACGGUCCCCGGACCUCCGUCCGCAACCUCAAAUCCUUCACCGAAGACAUCCCCGUCCCCACCAAACACGAAGUCCUCAUCAAAGUACACUCCGUUUCCCUUAACUACCGCGACAUCGCCAUCGCCACCUCCGGUUACCCCUUCCCUGUGAAAGACAACGUCAUUCCCUGCUCCGAUGCCGCCGGUGUCAUCGUUGACGUUGGCGAAGGCGUCCAGAACCUCGCCAAGGGUGACCGCGUCGUCGGCACCUUCGACCCGACCAACCUCUUCGGCCAGCAAACGAACUGGCUCAAUGGCCAAGGCGGGCCCGUCGACGGUGUUCUCCGUGAAUACAUCACCCUGCCCGCUACCGCGGCCGUCAAGAUCCCCGAAAACUCACCGCAGAGCUUCUCGGAAUGGUCGACCUUGCCUUGCACCGGUGUGACGGCUUGGAAUGCCUUUUAUGGUAAUGUUCCGUUGAGACCGGGACAGGUUGUUUUGGCUACAGGAACCGGCGGCGUCUCUCUCACGGGCAUCAUCCUCGCCAAAGCAGCCGGCGCCACCACCAUCGUGACGUCCUCCAGCGACGAGAAACUCGAAUACGUGAAGCGCAAAUUCGGCGCCGACCACGGCAUAAACUACAAAACCCACCCCGAGUGGUCCAAGGAAGUCCUCCGCCUAACCAACAACGAAGGCGUCGACUACAUUCUGGAGAACGGCGGCUCCGGCACCAUCGCGGAGAGCCUGAACGCGGUGAAAAUGGGCGGUAAUAUCUCGGUGAUUGGGUUCUUGUCGCAGGCGAAAGAGAUGCCGGAUGUGGCGGGGUUGGCGUUGGCGAAGGGCGCCACGGUGCGAGGCAUAACGGUGGGGUCGACGCAGUUGUUGCAGGAGGUGGUGCGGUUUGUGGGCACGAAGGGAUUGCGGUUGCCGGUGGAGAGGGAGUUCGGGUUUGGGGUGCAGGAGGCGGUGCAGGCGUAUGAGUAUCUGGCGUCGGGGGGGCAUGUGGGGAAGGUUUGCAUUAAGGUGGCGGAGGAGGGGAAUUGA
Messenger RNA from Aspergillus ibericus CBS 121593, 1047 nucleotides. Its product is annotated as zinc-dependent alcohol dehydrogenase family protein. Bases 1 to 1047 code for a protein of 348 amino acids. The record is from RefSeq and is a predicted model, not a curated record. The transcript has 2 exons. Lineage: Eukaryota; Fungi; Ascomycota; Eurotiomycetes; Eurotiales; Aspergillaceae. Gene Ontology annotation, molecular function: oxidoreductase activity.